This is a messenger RNA of Trypanosoma cruzi, 621 nucleotides long. RefSeq lists its product as uncharacterized. The transcript has a single exon. Lineage: Eukaryota; Euglenozoa; Kinetoplastea; Trypanosomatida; Trypanosomatidae. The record is from RefSeq and is a predicted model, not a curated record. The coding region runs from base 1 to 621 and encodes 206 amino acids.
AUGCUGGCGACGCGAGUGGGCGUGGGCAGAUUGUGGUGUGGUGAUCGUUGCCUUCCACCUCGACACCUUGCUGCCGUGGUCCGCUGUAUGGAGCUACUGGGCGACGAUGACGCCGUUGAUGCUCUCAUUCGCGAGGAAGAAAGUCGGGUGCGGCAGUUUAAACUUUUUCACUGCACGGAUGAGGAGCGGCGGCGUCAAUACGGAGCGGUUUCUCGGCCCAUGCUACCGGAGCCGUCACCAUCGCCGCCGAAAGUGAAACUCACAGGAAUUCCUUUGGAAAUGCUGCCGGUGGAAGCAGAAGAAAUGCUGGUUCAUGAAUACGAACAGCACCGCUCUGCCAAGCACGACGUGGACAUCGACCUACGGCGCCGCGGGCUUCCUCCACCGUAUUACGACGGGCCCCUUUUAACACUCAGAACUCGUGGUCCGUACACACGCUUUGAGGUGCUUGCGUGCCGCCCGCCGAUGCGACCUCGUGUUGAAGGGAAAAAGGCGUCUCAAAAGGAUUGUAGUCAGCAUUACCCACGGCCACUACGAGAAAAACCCAAAGAGGACACCGUAGCAAUGCCGGGGGAUUCACUGCGGCGGUGGAAGUAUAGUAUGGGUCUUUUGGACGAGUGA